CCUGAAAAAAAAAAAUGACGUGAAAUAAUAAAAAAAAAAAAAAAGUUGAAAUCCCGUUGUGAUAAAGAAAAUAUUUUUUGUUGUUGUUUGGUGCGUUUCGCUUUGCUUCUUGUUGUUGUUUGUUAGAUACAUAGAUAAAAAAAAAAAUGCCUAUUGUUUACUCUUUUGCUAAUGGAGACGCGCUUUCCAGUGGUCUUGACGGGUUUGUUGAAAAAGUGUCUGGUGAGGCGAUUGCAAAGCACGGUCAUCUUUCCAUUGCCAUCUCGGGUGGAUCCUUACCCAAGAUUCUGUCCAAGCAGUUAGCACACAACGCCAACGUUGAUUUCUCCAAAUGGCAUAUCUUUUGGGCCGAUGAACGCUGUGUAGCUCACGAUCAUGCGGAUUCCAACUAUCUCGAGGUCAAAAAAUCCCUUCUUGACCAUAUCCCCCAAAUUCCUCAAGAGAAUAUUCAUGCCAUCGAUAAUACUUACGCCACGGCCAAGGAUGCUGAAAAGGCCGCUGUAGACUACGAACAACAAUUGCUCAAGUUCUUCAAGACAGAAGAAAUACCUCGUUUUGAUUUGAUCUUGUUGGGUAUGGGCCCCGAUGGUCAUUGUUGCUCCCUUUUCCCUGGACAUCCCUUGUUGGAUGAAAAGAAACGUUUGGUGGCUCCCAUCUUUGAUUCUCCCAAGCCUCCUCCCGAGAGAAUUACCUUGACUUAUCCUGUGGUGAAUGCGGCUCAAUGUAUCGUCUUUGUCACGGCGGGUGACGGUAAAAAGGACAUGGUACAACAAAUCAUUGAACAACCCGAGUUGAAUUUACCUUGUCAACGUGUCAACCCUACCGAUGGUCAAGUCUAUUGGUUCAUUGAUGAUGCUGCUGCUGCUAAAUUAAGAAAAGAAUCUUGUUCAGAUUAUAAGUUAUAAAAAAAAAAAAGAAGGGAAACUCCCUAUAAUAAAAACAAUUCUCCUUUACAUGUUGUAUAAA
Messenger RNA from Mucor mucedo, 966 nucleotides. RefSeq names its product 6-phosphogluconolactonase. Gene Ontology annotation, molecular function: 6-phosphogluconolactonase activity. NCBI's taxonomy places the organism in Eukaryota, Fungi, Mucoromycota, Mucoromycetes, Mucorales, Mucoraceae. The transcript has a single exon. The record is from RefSeq and is a predicted model, not a curated record. Bases 147 to 905 code for a protein of 252 amino acids. Gene Ontology annotation, biological process: pentose-phosphate shunt; carbohydrate metabolic process.